Molecule: messenger RNA, 2791 nt
Organism: Drosophila kikkawai
Lineage: Eukaryota; Metazoa; Arthropoda; Insecta; Diptera; Drosophilidae
Gene: Sox100B
Product: Sox100B
Biological process (GO): regulation of transcription by RNA polymerase II
Cellular component (GO): nucleus
Molecular function (GO): RNA polymerase II cis-regulatory region sequence-specific DNA binding; DNA-binding transcription factor activity, RNA polymerase II-specific
Source: RefSeq, a predicted model, not a curated record
ACCACGUCGCGUCUCGAUCUUAUCCGUAUUGAUCCAGAUAAACUCGACUUUAAUUUCCAAGAUCUCGGACUUAGCGAUCGCGGUUUUGCAAGCCGGUAGCUUUGUGAAGUGCUCGAACUAAACACAAUUCGGACAGAGAUUGUUGUAGUGUAGUGGCCAAAAUGAGCGGAAGUUCCAAUACGAAUUGCUCCAAGGAACGGGCCAAGCCGGUGGAGACCCUAGUGCUGGCCAACUAUGCCUUGAAAGCCGAACAGAAGAAGGCCCAGGGUCAGGGUGGCAGAAAGGAGGAUGAACGCAUUACAAGUGCAGUGAUGAAGGUCCUUGAAGGAUACGACUGGAAUCUAGUUCAGGCGUCAGCCAAGGCGCCCACGGAUCGCAAGAAGGAGCACAUCAAGCGCCCGAUGAACGCCUUCAUGGUCUGGGCCCAGGCAGCCCGUCGGGUCAUGUCCAAGCAGUAUCCGCAUCUACAGAACUCGGAGCUCAGCAAAUCGUUGGGCAAACUCUGGAAAAAUCUUAAGGAUAGCGACAAGAAGCCUUUCAUGGAAUUCGCCGAGAAGCUUCGCAUGACGCACAAGCAGGAGCAUCCCGACUACAAAUACCAGCCGCGUCGCAAGAAGGCGCGCGUUAUGCAGCCGCAGAGCCAAGGAGAAGGAGGAGCUCCUUCUGGAGCCGACACACCAUCAUCCAGUUCGGUUAACUCGAAGCCAAGGAAUAGCACUUCCUCCAUGGCAGGCAACGGCCAGAGGCGAGCUGGGAAGUCGGGAAGUGCAUCAGGAUUGGGCCUUUGUACGGCCGCCAGCUCCAAUUCCAGUUCCAGUGCAAAUUUGGCGCUGACCGGCAGCAGCAGCUCCGAUGUCUUCAGUAAUGAGGCCUUCAUGAAGUCCCUGAACAGUGCCUGUGCGGCCAGCCUGAUGGAGCAGGGUCUCAGCCUGGGCAGCGAAACGGGCCUGGAUUCACCCUGCUCGACUGGCAGUUCCCUUUCCUCGCUGACGCCCCCGGCCACGCCAUACAGUGGAGCCUCCUCCUCGGCAAACCACGGCCGCUCCACAGUUCCAGCUGCAGUGGCAGCAGCAGGCAAUAACCCGAGCCUCUUGCUGCGGCAACUGAGUGAGCCGGUGGCGAAUGGCUCAGGCCACGAUUAUGGAGUCUUGCUGGAGGCCGGCAGGGAGUACAUAGCUCUGGGUGAGGUCAAUUACCAGGCACAGGGAGCAACAUCGGCGGCAGGUCAGGAAAUGGACUUCCUGGAGAACAUCAAUGGAUAUGGCGGCUAUGCGGGCGGAAGGGUGAGUUACCCAGGCUAUUCCUACACUGCAACUGGGGGAGGAUUUGGCACGGAGCAGCAGCAGCACCACCACCAUCACCACCACCAGCAACCUCAGCCGGCGUCACAGGCCAGUGGAGCCUUAAAUUACAAGCCCACCAGUGCCUCCGUUGCCGCCGCCGCUGACAUCGAUCCCAAGGAAAUUGACCAGUAUCUCAUGGAUCAAAUGCUGCCCAUGACGCAUCAUCAUUCGCCGCCUUUGAACUCCUCUGCCUCGCUCUCCUCGGCCUGCUCCAGUGCUAGUUCGCAGCCGGUGGUGGAGUGUGCUGCCUACUAUGAGCACUUGGGCUAUCCCACAUCCACCUCCUCCUCCUCCAUUGGCAAUCAGGGCUCCCAGGGCUCGCCCUUUGCCCCACAGCAACCAUAUGCCAAUGGCAGUGCAGGAGUAACUGCCUCCCUGGCUCCCGCCUUGAGUGUUUCCUCUCCGCAGCAGCAGCAGCAGCAGCAGCAGCAGCAGGACCUGCAGCAGCCACUGCAGGAGCAGCAUCAGCAACAGCAUCAGAAUCCAUCGCAGCAUCAUCUGUGGGGCACUUACACUUAUGUCAAUCCCUAAGCUACUUAAUUUGCACAUUUGUUGCCCUGCACAGAGGGAAAUAAUAUUAGUAAAGUUGGAAGUCUCUGAAAUAUCUUAAGCUAAUAUUUGCUGUCCUAUUUUGGGUUGUCAAUGAAGAUUUAAAACCAUAAAAGUUCCUUAAGGCCAUUGAAAACUUGAAAAAAUAUUGUAUAUUUAUUCUAUUUAAAUGUAUAAAAGCUAAUGAUUCCCAAGUUGAUGUUAUUCUUAUAUAAAAUUCUGUAAAGGGUUUUUAUUUAUUUUUAUCAGCUUAAUACAUUUUAAGUUUUACCUAAAAAAUAAUCACCUUAUCAUAAGCUCUUUUAGGAAAAUUGUUUAACUGGCUUCUGUUAACUUGAUUGUAUUUUUUCCUCUGUGUAGGCACCCCUGUUCACCUCCAAAUUCCUCCCCUCUUUAUGGGUCACUCAGAUGGCUUUCGUUUAUUGGUUUAUUGUCUGUGCAAUGUCUGUGCAAGUGCGAGUGCUACUGUGUGUUUGUGUGUGUGUGCUUGGCUCGAGGGUCUCUUUGAAGAUUCCCAGCAAUUUAAGCUAAUCGCUGCGAUUUUCGUUUAUGGCUGCAUUUCUCUCCCUUCCUCCUCCCCGCAUCAAUAUGCGAUUCGAAUGCGAAUCGAAAAAGAAAUGCCAAGCCAAUAUAAUCAAAAUGGAAAUUGUUUCAUGAGUUGUUUUUGCUUUGGCGAAACAUAACCCAAUGGUUGGGGCUGAUAUCAUAGCUAAUUGGAAGCAAUAUAAACUAGUUAUUUUAUUGACAAUUUGAAUAAGUAAGCAAAUAAUAUUUAAACAAGCAAAGACAGUAUACGCAAGUGUGUAAAAAAUAUGUAAGAAAGCUAUGAAUAUGAACUAGAGUUCUAAGUAAAAUGUAUAGUUAAGAUAAAUUUGUAAAAACAAAUCCCAUCACAUCAA